Messenger RNA from Vicugna pacos (alpaca), 1985 nucleotides. The record is from RefSeq and is a predicted model, not a curated record. NCBI's taxonomy places the organism in Eukaryota, Metazoa, Chordata, Mammalia, Artiodactyla, Camelidae.
AUGAUUUUCCCUCUCAGACUGUCCCUGUGUCUCCUUCACUUUUUCAUACAUCCUUCCAGAGUGCACACAGCUGCCCUGGGCAUCAGGGGAUAUUUAGCAACUGGCCUGUAUCCUCUUGCCCCCAACCCCCCUCAUUGUGACCCUGGGCUAAAGAGAAGUGCGCUGUUGCAGGAAACAUUGACCUUCAGGGACGUGUUUGUGGACUUCACCCUGGAGGAGUGGCAGCUACUGGAUGCCGCUCAGAAGAACCUCUACAGGGAUGUCACGCUGGAGAACUACGGCCACCUGCUCUCUGUGGGAUACCUCAUGGCCCAACCAGGCGCGAUCUUCAGGAUGGGACAAGUUGAAGAGGAGGCCAGGAUGGCAGAUGGACAAACCCCAAAGCGGAGCUGUCCAGAAGUCUGGCAAGUUGAUGACCAGAUAGAUAACCACAAGGAAAGCCAAGACAAACCUCUGUGGCAAGCUGCAUCCAUAGAUAAGGAAACACUGAAGGAUGGGAGUGGGCAAGAAUUCAGAACAUGCAGAACGAUCAUUCCAAGCACAGACUUUAUAAGACAAACACUCCCUAAAUAUUACUCAUGGGGAAAGUGUUCAAAACAUAAUUUAAACUUUCCUAGGCAAAAUAGAAGCUACGUAAGAAAGAAAAGUGAUGAAGAUAAGGCAGAUUGGAAAUUAUGCUUCCAUUCUAAUCUUGAUAAAGCUCAACCUGGGGAGAAAUUCUUUGAGCCUAAUCAACAUGGAAGAGCCCUCCACCAUAGGCAAGCCCUCAAUAAAAGUCCAAGAACUCAAAGUGGGGAGAAACUCUUUAAGUGUUCUGAAUGUGGAAAGGUGUUUAUCCAGAAAGCAAACCUUGUCGUACAUCAGAGGACUCACACUGGAGAGAAACCUUAUGAAUGCUGUGAAUGUGCAAAAACCUUCAGCCAGAAGUCAACCCUCAUUGCACACCAGAGAACUCAUACAGGGGAGAAGCCCUAUGAAUGCAGUGAAUGUGGGAAAACCUUUAUCCAGAAGUCAACACUGAUUAAACAUCAGCGAACUCACACAGGAGAGAAACCAUUUGUAUGUGGUGAAUGUGCAAAAGCUUUUAAGAGUUCCUAUCACCUCAUUAGACAUGAAAAAACACACAUUAGACAAGCAUUUUAUGAAAGUAUCAAAUGUGGUAAGUCCAGCCUUGAACAUCAGCGGACUCAUACGGGUGGGAAACCUGAGUGCAGUGAACAUGGGAAAGCCUUUGAUGAGAAACCCACAUCCGUUAAACAUCGGAGAACUCAUACAAAAGAGAAACCUUGUAAGUGCAGUAAAUGUGGAAGAGGCUUCCGGGGAAAGUCACACCUUUCUGUUCAUCAGAGAAUUCAUACGGGUGAGAAACCCUAUGAAUGCAGCGUAUGUGGGAAGACUUUCAGUGGGAAAUCACACCUCUCUGUCCAUCACAGAACUCAUACAGGGGAGAAACCUUAUGAAUGCAGAAGAUGUGGGAAAGCCUUUGGUGAGAAGUCAACCCUUAUUGUACAUCAGAGAACUCAUACGGGAGAAAAGCCCUAUAAAUGCGAUGAAUGCGGGAAAGCCUUCAGUGAGAAGUCACCACUGAUUAAACAUCAGAGAAUUCAUACCGGAGAGAGACCCUAUGAAUGCAGUGACUGUAGGAAGGCAUUCAGUAGGAAGUCAACUCUCAUUAAACAUCAGAGAAUUCAUACAGGAGAAAAACCCUAUGAGUGUAGUGAAUGUGGGAAAGCCUUCAGUGUGAAAUCAACUCUCAUUGUUCAUCACAGAAUGCAUACAGGAGAGAAACCUUAUCAAUGCAGAGAAUGUGGCAAAGCCUUCAGUGGGAAGUCAACUCUCAUUAAACAUCAGAAAAGUCAUACAGGAGAGAAAACCUACUCAUAUACUUUUGAGUGAGAUAAUUUCAUUAGUUAUACCAUAUAUGUUAUGUGUGUGUAUGUAUAUAUAUAUAUAUAUAUAUAUAUAUAUAUAUAUAUAUAUAUAUA